Molecule: messenger RNA, 1973 nt
Organism: Dimorphilus gyrociliatus
Lineage: Eukaryota; Metazoa; Annelida; Polychaeta; Dinophilidae
Source: the annotation of a GenBank genome assembly
ACAAAACUACAUAAAUUGACUUCCGUUCUUGAACUUCCUGUUAAGGAUUUUACGUUUUAACUUUAUUUAUUCAACUUGUAUUUACUGCCUUCAGAGUAUUUUUAUCUCAUAAUUUACGGUGAUUAACGUCGAAUCGAAAGAUUUGACCGUUUUCAAAAGACGUGUCAUGAUCAUUCGGUUAGUCUGAAAACGAAUCAGUCGACACUGUAUUACUCUAUGGCGAGCGAGGAUAACGAUGAUAAACCUUUCGAAUGCAAUUAUUGCAAGAAGAAAUUCUCGAAACAUGAUACGAUGAUAGCUCAUAAUCUAAAACAUAACUUAGAUUUAGACCUAUCAAGGGCUGGCAAACAGCCAAACUUGCAAUUUACAGAUCAAACACCGACACCAACUUCUAUUAUCAGACAUGGUGAUGAAGUAGGACUGUUUAACGAUUUAAAAUCUGUAGGACAAACAGAAACAAAUCCAUUCGACAUAGCCUUUAGAAAAGAAAUUUCAUCACAAUUAGAAGUAGAUGAUAGUCAACAUUCUUUAGACGUUAAUGAUGUGGUUACUGUUUUGGAAACCCCCCAACCCAGUUUGGUUUCAACGGGAAAAAAACGGAAGUUUCACGAUGUUGUUGAUGAUUCGAAUGUUGUUCUACCGUUGGAUUCUUCCGAAGUUACAGGAGUGGAUGUCAGUCCUAAUUAUAUACAGAUGAAUCACAUUUCCCAUGGAAAUACUCCUAUAACAAAUAUCGAAAAGGAUAUUGUCAAUAUACAAUCGGCUACUGAUGGUGCUAGUGUGAUUGCCGCCAAAAAUGAAGAAAUUAAACCAACGACAGCCAUACCAACUACCGUCCAACAUCAAUUGCAGCCAUUAUCAGUACAGUUGAUGCUUCCGUUGGCUAAUGGUGGCGUUAUUCCAAUAAGUAUACCGGCGCAAAUUGGUCAACCGGUGCAAGUUUCAGGGUCUUGUACUACUCCUUUUUCUGCUGGUAGUCCUAUAUCGUCAGGAAGCGAAUCCUCAAAGUCCUCGUUUGCAAAACAAAAAUUGAAAGAAGCCAUAAGGAGUGGUAAUAGUGCUGCUACUACACCAACUGAGGAUGUCCGGCUUUGCACUUCUUUUGUUUCGGAAAGGAGGCCAAUUAGUUUUGGAUUUUCGAAUAAACCAGUUAAAAGUGCUGCCGAUACUUCAACUCCAACUGAGAGUUCUCGAGGUUUUGGCGAACAAUUUAGUGGUUCUGAGGAUGUUGAAGACAAAAAGAAACAAUAUUUAGAGAGGAAUAGAGCUGCCGCUGCCAGAUCAAGAGCCAAAAAAAAGAAAAUAAUGGGUGAUUUAGAAAGAAAAUACGACGAAGCCAAGCGUUCACUUCAACAAUAUCAAAAAAAAAUUUGUCAACUAGAAAAAGAGAAUGCUUCCUUGAAAAGAAUGCUCCUCCAGCAUUCUAACUGCAUAAAAUUUGAAUCAAUUGAAAGAGAUGGUGAUGAACCAGUUGUCCUAUUUCAACAGACUAUAGAUGAAACAUUAUAAUAGUUGAAGUACAAAAAAAUGUGUAUAAAAAAAUAGUUAUUUUAAGAAGAAAUUUAACACGGAUUGAAACAACAACAAAAAAAUUGGCUAUAAAUCCUUUCUUCAUAUAUUUUGUGUUAGAUAAAGAAAAAUCUUCUUCGCAGUUGACCUAUUAUUGUUUUCUUAUCCAGUUUAUUAUUUUUUAUUAUUUUUUUAACGGUCUAAUUCAUGUUUUUUUGGAAAAAAACAAGAGAGAGAACAUUUUCACAUCAUUUACAAAGAGAAAACAUUUCCUGUUUCUUUAUUUUUUUAUCUUUUGCCUUUUCUUUCUUUUUGUUGUAUCUCUUGUCCUUUUUUUUUUCACAGAACUUCUUCUAUCUUUCAUUCAAGAGAGAUAUAAUUAAAAAAAGAAAAGAUGGAAAUGUUAACGAGGUAAAAACUUCUUUUUCGAAUUGUUUGAUAUUUCAUAUUUGGAUGGUUCUUUA